AUGUCACAACCACCGCAGGGCCAACCAGCUCCGCCGCAGCCCGUCCCGCCCGCGCACCACGCCCCGCCAGCCCACGCCUCAUCGCAACCGGCACAACAGCGGCAGCCGGCGUUCCAGGGGCAGGGACAGCGUGCGCAGCAGCUUGGGCAGCCCGGCCAACAACCACCGCCGCCCGCACAGGCGCAGCAGCAGCAACAGGCGGCCUUCCGACCACUCAACGUCCGGGAUGCGCUUCAUUACCUGGAUCGGGUCAAGCAGCAGUUUGCGAACGAAUACGAGGUCUACGAUCAGUUCUUGACGAUCAUGAAGGACUUCAAGACGCAGAACAUCGACACACCCGGCGUCAUCGACCGCGUCUCCACCCUCUUCCGCGACCAUCCCUCGCUCAUCCAGGGCUUCAACACCUUCCUCCCUCCCGGCUACCGCAUCGAAUGCCAUGUCACGCCCUCGGCAGACUCGGGCGCACCCGGCAGCGCAGCCGGCAACACCAACACCAUCACCGUCACGACACCGAUGGGCGUCACAACUCGGACGCAGAACGUCUCUGCCUCGACUCCGCUUUCGAGCGGUCCUCCGCCAUCUCAGCAACCCGCAGCCAGCACUUCGGCAGUGCCUCAGACCUCUCAGGCGCCCGCGACGUCGAAGCCUGCCGGUUCAAACCUGCCGCAGGCCCGCCUUCCUCCUCUCCCGCCCGGCCAGACUGCCCAAGCCGCCCGCGCAAUUUCUCCUCCCGCACCAAUCCCUCCCUUUGGCGGCAAUCGCACGACUUGGAACGCUCCGACAUCGGCUCAGCAGCAACAGGCGAAGGCCGGGCAGAAGGUUGGCGCUGUCGCAGGACCUUCGAGCGGAUCGUUUGUUGCGCAACAGUCCGCGGCACCAACCAGGCUCGGCCCUGCGGCGCAGGCGCCGAAGCCGGUCGCGGGGUACGCUGCGCACGAUGUCAAGCCGAACGUUGCGAGCGAACAUGCGGUCCCGCCAGCCGUCCCUCAACAGCCACACCCACAGGCUGCGGCAGGGCCUGCUCCCGUCGCACCGCCUGCCGCUCCCGCUCAGCAGGCCGCGCAACCGCCAAGCGGUCCGCCGCAGGUCAUGGAGUUCAACCACGCGAUCAACUACGUCAACAAGAUCAAGAACCGCUUCGCUAAGGAGCCUGAGACGUACAAGACGUUUCUCGAGAUCUUGCAGACGUACCAGAAGGACCAGCGGCCGAUUCAGGAGGUCUAUGCCCAGGUAACGAUCCUGUUCUGCAAGGCGCCCGACCUGCUCGAAGAGUUCAAGGCGUUCUUGCCAGAUACGAGCGCGCCCGAGAACGCAGCCGGAGCCUCGCCGGCGGGACCAGCUGGGAAGAAGAAGGACGUAGGUGGAAAGACAGGUGCGGCGAUGGGAGGAAAGGCAGGUGCUGCUGCGCCCGCGCCGGGCGAGAAAAAGAAGCGAGCGGCGCCCGGGACGAGCGAGAAGGCCAAGGCGAAGCGGGCGAAGAUGGCGCACCUCCAGCAGCAACAGCAGCAACAGGCCGCCAGCAUCGAGUCGCCGCCUCUCGGUCACGGUCCCAGCGUUCCAGUCGCGAAGGCGCAACAACAGCACCACGCCGACCUCGCAGCUCAGCACUCGCCCGUUUCGCCGUAUGGUCCUCCGCCUCCACCCGCGCAGCCUCAUGCGCACCCGUACGGCGCGCCUCCGCCUGGCUUCCCUGGCGCACCGCGGAUGCAGUCGGCCUACGACGCUUAUCUCGCUCAGCACCAGAAUCCGCCGCUCGUCCAGCCCGAAGAGUUCACCUUCUUCGAGCGCGUCAAGAAGCACAUCGACGACCGCGAGGCGUACACCGAGUUCCUCAAGCUCUUGAACCUAUACACGCAGGAGAUCAUCGACCUCAAGACGCUGCUCAGCAAGAGCCUCCUCUUCAUCGGGAACGAUGAUACGCUCGUCGCGCAGUUCAAGGAUCUGGUCGGUUGGGAUCCGGUCAAGGACGGACGCGUCGACGGCGAGGACUGGAUCAUCGACAACGAGCCAGUGCUCGAGCGGCCGCGCGUUGAGCUGCAUCUCCUCAAGAGCUUCGGGCCGAGCUACCGCAAGCUGCCCGACUCGGAAAUUGAUCUCGCUUGCUCCGGCCGAGGACCGCUCGAGUGGUCUGUCCUGAACGACGAAUGGGUUGCCUUCGCGACCUGGGCGUCCGAGGGUUCCGGCGCGCAUCGCAAGAACCCGUACGAGGAGGCGCUCUACAACUCGGAGCAAGAGCGGCAUUGGUACUCGUUCCACCUCGAGUCGAUGGCUCGAACCGUCUCGCACUUCGAGACGAUCGCCGCCCGCCUCGCGCUCAUGUCGAGCGACGAGCGAGCGAACUUCAAGCUGGGCGGCGAGGAAGGCGGGUUGGGCGGCACGGCGCCGAGCGUGUACGAGCGGAUCGUGCGGAAGAUUUACGGCAAGGACCACGGCUGGGAGAUCUUGCAGGCACUCGAGGACAACCCGGCCGUCGCGGUUCCGAUCGUCUUGGCGAGGUUGAAGCAGAAGGACGAGGAGUGGAAGCGCGCCGAGCGGGAGUGGAACAAGGUCUGGCGAGAAGUGGACGCGAAGAACUUCUACCGCGCCCUCGACCACCAGGGCAUUCCGUUCAAGGCCAUCGACAAGAAGACUACCACCACGUCUAAGUCCCUCACGACCGAGAUCGAGACGCUUCGACGAGACAAGCAGCAGAAGCGAUUCGACAUUCCCAGCCACCAACCUCCUCGACACCCCUCGCAGCCGACCGGCGCAAUCACCUACCCGACGGACUCGAUCUCGCCUUCUCUUCCUCUUCCCCUCCGACCGCUGCACCAGUUCGAGAUGCACAUGAGCGACCGGAGCGUUUUGUUCGACGUCCUCAAGCUCACCUUCUCGUACCUCGACCGCGAGCAAUCGGGCUUCUCGACGCCCGAACGAGCGCGACUCGAAGCCUUCCUCCGCCUGUUCGUCCCCUUGCUUUGGGGCAUCUCGAUCGGCGAGAUGGAGGCGAACCUCGGACAGUCUCAGCACGACGAUGCCGAUGUCGACGAGGACGAGGCGGAGACUGAAGCAGGAGACGCGACAACCGAGACCGAGGGCGAGACAGGUGCCGAGGGAAGCGAGGCGGGUUCGUCAAGUGCAGGGAGCGGCAGGAAGGGCUCGUCGAUGCGGCGAGGGGGAGCUGCCGACCUGCGGAAACGGCUGCUCAGGCACGCGGCUGCAACUGCCGGUCGAAGCGUGCCGUCCGGCGCGAACGGCAAGUCGGCUUCUCGGCAGGGCUCGCCUGCGUCGGACGAGAGCGAGCUGGGCAGGCUCGCAGACGCGACGUGGAUUCAGCUCGUCGAGACGAGGGAGAACGGCGAACCUGUGUCGCCGCCCAGUCCCGAUGAGGUACUUGACCCUCGGCGGUACAACUUCUUCGCCAACUCGACCUUCUACUGCCUCGUCCGCGUCCUUCACGCGAUGUACCACCGAUUGCUCGCCUUCAAGCAGCUUGCUGCUGACCUCGCCUCCGCUCACCGCGACAAGCGCCUAAACCCCAUCGGCGUCGACCUCGGCCUCUCCGCUCCCGUUCCCGUCGUCGACACAGGCGACAACCCUCCGGAGCACUACUACGAGCACAUGCUCGAGCUCGCGGAGAAGCUCUUCGACGGAGAGAUCGACCAGCAGACGUAUGAGGAGCAGCUGAGGUACAUGGCUGGCGUACGCGCGUACCCGCUCUUUACGCUCGACAAGCUCAUCUCGACCGCGAUCAAGCACAUCCACACGAUCAACUCGGAGAACCGGUGCCAGGACAUCGUGACGCUGCUCGAGAAGGACCGCGCGCGGCAGACGACGACGCCUCGGCAGCAGAUCGCCUAUCGCAUGGAGGUCGAGCAGGUCCUCGAGACCGACGAGCACAUCUACCGUAUCGAAUGGAUUCCCGCGUCGCAAGUACUGACGAUCCAGCUGCUCGGCAAGGAGGAUUUGACGAUGGACGACGCGUACGAGUCCGAGGCCAAGAUGCACCAGAGCUGGCUCGCUUCGUUCGCGCUCAUGUCGCCGAGCGAGGGGAUCGGCGCGCAGGUCAAAGCGCCUUUGCUCAAGCGGAAUCGCGUGCUGUCGGCGAACGAGGACCCUCAAGAGUUUGACUUGCUGCCAGGACUCGAGGCCAAGGUCUCCGAGUCAGGGUACAAGCUGUUCUUCGUGGCGAACACCGAGGACUUUUUGCGACGACGACGACCGCCACCCGGUGACGACGAGCAGGACGAGCAUGGCUCGCUGUCGACGCGGCGGAGCGAGCGGUUCAACCGGUGGCUGGAGGAGCAGCUUCACCCCGAGUCGGCGGCGCGAGAGGAGGAGGCCAAGGAAGGACGAAGGCCGGAGGCUCCGUCGGCAGGCGCGGGCGCGGCUCUGGCGGCUACGGACGGUUCAGCUUCCGCUGGUGCUGGCGCUGGCGCUGUCGAGGCGGGUGAGGAUGUGCAGAUGGCGGACGAGCAGUAA
This is a messenger RNA of Rhodotorula toruloides NP11, 4461 nucleotides long. Its product is annotated as paired amphipathic helix protein Sin3a. The transcript has 13 exons. The record is from RefSeq and is a predicted model, not a curated record. Gene Ontology annotation, molecular function: transcription corepressor activity. Gene Ontology annotation, biological process: negative regulation of transcription by RNA polymerase II. NCBI's taxonomy places the organism in Eukaryota, Fungi, Basidiomycota, Microbotryomycetes, Sporidiobolales, Sporidiobolaceae. Gene Ontology annotation, cellular component: chromatin; Sin3-type complex. Bases 1 to 4461 code for a protein of 1486 amino acids.